Molecule: messenger RNA, 997 nt
Organism: Cryptotermes secundus
Lineage: Eukaryota; Metazoa; Arthropoda; Insecta; Blattodea; Kalotermitidae
Exons: 3
Coding region: 52-837 (261 amino acids)
Source: RefSeq, a predicted model, not a curated record
AGGGCAGGGCUGCUGACAGGGUACAGAGCAGCCGACAGAAAACCCUGCAACAUGAACGCUAAGGUUGUGAUCGUAGCACUGUGCGCCUUCCAGCUCGCCGCAGGAGGGCCCAUAGAUGACGCCAUCAGCAAUUUCCAAAAGCAGAUCACUGCAAUUGCUACCCAGAGCCAAGAAAUUUUAAGCAAUAUUCAAAAGAGCGUCCAGAGUUACGUACAGAAUGCUACAAGCAACGCCGUGUCGCAAGCUCAGGCUUCGCUCGGCAGCCUGCAGAAGAACGUCAGUGACGCAGUCUCCUCCGCCAAAGAAGCUGAAGCCCAAAUCCAAGCUUGCACGAAAAAUCUUACCAAAGAAUACGAAGCAGUGCUGAAUAGCACAAAGACGCAGAUUCAGGCACAAGCUGAAAGCCAACAGGCAGCCAUCGAGUCUGCCAGCAAGAACGUCAGUGCGGCUGUAAGUGAUGCAACAAAAGCCCUCGCCCAGAUCCCAUCGACUUUCCUGCAAUGCUCCGCCAAUCGUGUACUAAGCAUUCUCCCAAUAUGCUGGUCAUCGUCAUCAUCAUCAAGCUGCCUUAAUGACGCUACUGCUCAGUUACAAAAUCUCACCAAUCAAGUGAGCGCUGCUAUCCAGUCCGCGGUACAGCAGGCUCAGGCUCAGGCUGAGGCCAGCGCCUCCAAGCCUGACGCAUCCCUCCAGUCGGCUGCUGAUCAGUACAAGGAAAUCAACGAGGAGGCUGGCGCAUGCGUGCAGGAAGCAGUGGAUUCCAGUACUGCAGCAUCUGAUGCUAGCGACGCUAGCGACACAUCGGCGAGUUCCAGUGAUACAGCAGAAUCGGCCUAAAAUCAACAUUCUGGUGCGCUCCCCAGCUAACAAGGUUGAUGCAAUGGUAGUACAGGACAAUGCGCAUCCUUCAUCCCCGGUGAGGGAAAAAAGAGUACAAUUGUAAGCGUUGUUAACUGUUCUGUGCUGUGCUCGUGUGAGAAAUAAAAUUUAAAAUAUA